AUGUCUUCCAACGGCACCGAAGCAGCCAUCCAGGCCCAGGCCGAGAGCAACCCUCACAAGCGACCCCUUCAAAACAGUCCUCAUGGCAAGCAAGCCCAGAAACCGAGCAAGCGGCAGAGGAAAAAGGACAAGAAGCAUAUCGUGCAGGAGGGUUCACACGAGGAGAUCCUCCUAACCGACGUCCAGAAUUUGCUGGCAUCGCUCAAAGCCUCAGACGAUGCUGCUCCUACAGAAGACGGGGUCUCUGAGACCACUACCCAGGAGACUGCCCUCCCCGAGCUGGGCACCGAGCUUGAGCUGGAAGUAGUCGAGCUAUCCUCUACAGGCGAUGGCCUCGCCCGGAGGAAGGGCGUCCCUGACGAGAAGCACGUCUACGUCGUGCCAUUCUCCAUUCCCGGGGACGUUGUCAAGGCCAGGGUCGUCCGGCACCAUCUCGAAGAGGGCUACACGGCCGCCGAUUUCCUCUCCGUCAUUGCCCCUGCCCCCUAUCGCGACGACGCCCGCAUCCAAUGCCAGUACUUUGGCCGUUGCCCAGGCUGCCAAUUCCAGAUGCUCUCCUACGACCACCAGCUGCGGAUUAAAAGGGAGAUCAUCGUCAAGGCAUACAAGAACUUCUCGGAGCUCCCUCCCGAGCUGGUCCCUACCAUUGGGGAAACCAUCGGUUCGCCACUGCAGUAUGGUUACCGCACGAAGCUCACGCCGCACUUUGAUGGCCCGCCGGGCAUGUUCAGGAAGAAUGUGCCUAAGAAGCCGCUGCAGGCCUGUCCGCCGAUUGGAUUUACGCCUAAGCAUUCCAGGACGGUGCUGGAUAUUGAGGACUGUCCGAUUGCCACGGAGGCGGUCAGCGAAGGGGUUGACUGCCGAGCGGGAGAGAAUGAAGACGGAUCCUCUCCCAAUGAGAACCCUGCUGUCCCAGCCGAAGUAGAGUGUCAACCCGGCCGGGCAAAGGAUGUAUUGGUCCGCAUCGAUACCCCAAGCCACGUCGACUUCAAAACCUGCAUCACCGAUCAGAAGGCCCCCGCCACAGAAUGGAUCGAUAACUUCCGCUUCACCAGUCCCGCGGGUACAUUCUUCCAAAACAACAACUCCAUUCUCUCACCAUUCACGGCGUAUAUCCGCGAGCACAUCCUCCCCCCCCCUGCGGAGGGUCAAAAGCCCAUCCGUUACCUCAUCGACGCCUACUCCGGCUCAGGCCUCUUCACCAUCACGCAAUCGUCCCUCUUCCCCGGAGGCAGCAUCGGCAUCGACAUCAGCGAGGGGUCGAUCCUCUACGCGCGGCGCAACGCCGCCGCUAACGACCUCCCUGAGUCGAGGUGCAGGUUCGUUGCUGCUGACGCGAACGAGCUGUUCAAGUCUGUGUCGGAAUAUGACCCAGAUGAGACAGUGGUCGUUCUGGAUCCGCCCAGGAAAGGGUGCGAUGGGAACUUUCUAAGGCAGUUGCUUCGGUAUGGGCCGAGGAGGGUCGUGUACGUGAGUUGUAAUGUGCAUACACAGGCGAGAGAUGUGGGAGUUUUGGUGAGGGGCGUUGAGGGGGUCAAGCGGAGGUAUACGGUCGAGAGUAUUCGAGGGUUUGACUUCUUCCCGCAGACGGGACAUGUGGAGAGUGUGGCAGUGUUGAAUCGGGUUGAUGAGUAG
Molecule: messenger RNA, 1635 nt
Organism: Thermochaetoides thermophila DSM 1495
Lineage: Eukaryota; Fungi; Ascomycota; Sordariomycetes; Sordariales; Chaetomiaceae
Product: tRNA (uracil-5-)-methyltransferase-like protein
Exons: 2
Coding region: 1-1635 (544 amino acids)
Biological process (GO): tRNA processing
Molecular function (GO): tRNA (uracil(54)-C5)-methyltransferase activity, S-adenosyl methionine-dependent
Source: RefSeq, a predicted model, not a curated record